Rotaria socialis is the source of this 996-nucleotide messenger RNA. The record is from the annotation of a GenBank genome assembly. NCBI's taxonomy places the organism in Eukaryota, Metazoa, Rotifera, Eurotatoria, Philodinida, Philodinidae.
AUGGGCAAUCAAAAUGCUAAGCCAAUAAGUAAUAUGAAAACAAUGACACAAAGUACUGAACGAAUUCCAGAUCGAGCUAAUCAACAACAAGUAAUUGAUCUAGAUGAAAUUGUUGAAAAAUGGGUUUGGCAAUUAUGGAAUAGAACAAAAAAGAAAUCAUGGUCUCGUUAUAAACGUGACGAAUUGCUUAUAAAAAUAAAUUGGAAACGAGUUAAAUUCAUACAAAGCAAUGCCAAUUAUUAUGGUUUACCACCUGUACGUAUACCAAAAUCCCAAAUACUUUUUCGAACAGCUUUUAAUAAUAAAACAGCCAAUGAACAUUCUAAUGUAUUUAAAACAGAACGUUCUACACGUUCAACAUUUGAAUUUGUAUUUACGAAAAGUUUAAGAAAAUCGCAUGAAUCAUUUUUAAUAUUUCGUUUACCGGAAGAGGUUACUGUAGUAGGUGGAGAAAUAAAACGAGAGCAAUCUGUACCAUUUGGACAAAAUAUCACAAAAGAAUACGAUCUGGAGUGGAACAUCAAUACUCCAGUACGUGUUGCACCUUUUACAUCUACAUUUGCUGAGUUAAAUGUUGAUGAAGAAGAAUGUUCUGGUGAUUUCGAUAUAUCUAUUCGAUUUCUUGGCUGUAUCUCAGUAACUGUAGCGACUCGGCAAUCACCUAAUACUUAUUUAAAAUUGAUUGGUGGCGAUAUUGUUCAAAUUAUUCGUGAAGCUUUGAAAAAUAAUAAUCAAUUGAAUGGUUUAGAGGUCAUUGAAGAAUAUUCUCCUGUAGUAAACUUCACAAUGCAUGGUAAAUAUUCAUUUCGAUAUGGUGUUCAACAACAUAUUGUACUUGACCACGAAUCAGUAGAGCAUAUAUCAUCUUCUAUUUCUACUCCGAAUCAUAUCCCAUUGUUCAGUUCUACGUAUCGACCACUUAGAACACAGUUAUUGCCGCCAAAGGAUGAUAUUACUUUAAAGAUCGAUGAAGAUGAACAUUAUGAAAUUUUGUAA